Molecule: messenger RNA, 2169 nt
Organism: Ricinus communis (castor bean)
Lineage: Eukaryota; Viridiplantae; Streptophyta; Magnoliopsida; Malpighiales; Euphorbiaceae
Product: hydroxyisourate hydrolase
Exons: 13
Coding region: 432-1958 (508 amino acids)
Biological process (GO): carbohydrate metabolic process
Molecular function (GO): beta-glucosidase activity
Source: RefSeq, a predicted model, not a curated record
GGGUUCUCCGGAGUAUUAGAAAUAAUUGAAGAAAGAAAUGAUAUAUUCCAGUUAAUAUUUUUGAGGUCCUCCUGUCGUGGGAGAUUGACAUAAUGAAAAAAUAGAAAAUAUUUCAUUCAAAUAAACUAUUCAUUAUAUCCGCACAAUUCUUAUGGACCCAAACAAAACAAAACCACACAACCACAGAUACGUAGGUGGGGAGACGAGAAAAUUAUCAAAGAUAUGACCCCCACAGCCACCGUACUGAUUGUCAUGUCAUACAUAAGUAAGCGAAAAGUUUGUGUGGCUUAGCCGUGGGAACUUUGAGUCCCUAUUGAUGUAAAGAUUCUGAGAAAUCUCGACUCCCUGCAUGCAUGAGUCUUACCAGACUACAACUGGUUAUGAUUCUGUCCCUGACCAUUUUUUUAAUAUAAAUAAGCUCGUGACUGACCAUGUUGAGGCUUGUAAUCCCUUUCUUAUACUUGGCACUAGUAAUAUUCCCUGUUCUUUGCACUGAUAAAUAUAGUAGACGAGAUUUCCCUCCUGGUUUUAUUUUUGGUUCUGGCACCUCUGCUUAUCAGGUGGAAGGAGCUGCUAAUGAGGAUGGCAGAAGUCCUAGCGUCUGGGAUACCGCUGCUCACAAAGGAUUUAUGGAUGGUGACACUGGAGAUGUAGCAGUCGAUGGGUAUCAUAAAUACAAGGAAGAUGUUAAACUCAUGGUUGAAACUGGGUUGGAUGCAUAUAGAUUUUCUAUUUCAUGGCCUAGACUUAUCCCAAGUGGAAGGGGACCUGUCAAUCCAAAGGGCUUACAGUAUUACAACAACCUCAUCAAUGAGCUUAUUAGUCAUGGCAUCCAACCACAUGUCACUCUUUUCCACUAUGAUCACCCCCAGGUACUUGAAGACGAGUAUGGAGGAUGGCUUAGCCGAAAAAUGGUGGCUGACUUCACAGAUUAUGCAGAUGUCUGUUUUAAAGAGUUUGGUGAUAGGGUCUCAUACUGGACGACUCUGAAUGAGCCUAAUGUCUUUCUAAUGGGAGGUUAUGACUUGGGAAUUUUUCCACCCAACCAUUGCUCUCCUCCAUUUGGAGUCAACUGCACCGAAGGCAACUCCUUAACGGAGCCAUACUUGGUUGCUCAUCAUAUCUUGUUGGCACAUGCUUCGGUUGUGAGAUUCUACAGGGAAAAGUAUCAGGAUAAGCAACUUGGAUUUAUUGGGAUAAAUCUCUUCGUCUAUGGGUUUGUUCCUCUGACAAACUCAAUAGAGGAUGUGCUUGCAACUCAAAGAGCCAGUGACUUUUAUGUUGGCUUGUUUAUGAACCCCCUAGUGUUUGGAGACUAUCCUGACACAGUAAAGAAAAAUGCAGGUUCAAGACUACCAGCUUUUACCAAUUACGAAUCCAAACAGGUUAAGGGUUCAUUCGACUUUGUGGGUGUGAAUCAUUACUGCACAGUUAACAUCAAAGAUAACUCCAGCGCUUUGGAAUCAAAAGAUAGAGAUUUCAUGGCAGAUAUGGCAGUAUCUUUGCUUUUCCUGGCAGUGAAUUGGUUGAAUCCAUCAGCAACCGAGUUUCCCAUAAGGCCUUGGGGUCUGCAAUUAGUGCUGGAGUACUUCAAGCAAGUUUAUGGCAAUCCUCCUAUUUACAUUCAUGAAAAUGGGCAAAGGACUGAGCGAAAUUCGUCAUUGGAAGACAUUUCCAGGGUGGAAUACAUCCAUUCAUACAUUGGGAGUCUGCUUGAUGCUGUCAGGAAUGGAUCAAAUGCAAGAGGGUACUUUACAUGGUCUUUCUUGGAUGUGUUCGAGUUAAUGGAUGGGUACGUGUCAAGCUUUGGCUUGUAUUAUGUGGAUCUAAAUGAUCCUGAAUUGAAGAGAUACCCUAAGCUCUCUGCACAUUGGUACUCUCAGUUUUUGAAGGGAGGAAGCGUUGGUUCAGAUCAACUUAUCCAACUUGGCAAAAACUCUGCUUCACUUGUCAGUUAACAGUAACUUCUUUCAGUAGAUUACAGAAUCUAGGACACUGAGUAUAUUCAUUUGAAGGCCUGUACUGCUUUUCACUUGCAAUGGUGCUAAAUUGUGUCAUUGCCGGAAACAAUAUCAAUAACUAAAAUGCUGCAAAAUCUCCCUACUCGCUGUAAGACUAGAGUGUAAAUUAUAUUGAUCAGGAAAAUAAUUUAUUUUAGUUACCUUUUAA